CACCCUCUGCUUUUCCAGACCCGCCAAAAGGCCCAAACCACUUGCCAUCAAGGUGUAUGUCAGCCCAAAGUGAGGGGGCUCAGCAUUAGAAAUCCUGAGACACCUAGAACCCCCAAGUUACUCCUUGAUCAGGCCUCCUGGCGCUUCCCCGACGUGUUAGGGCUCUGAGGGUAGGAGCCAAGAUGGCCCCCCGGGAUUCACUCAUUCCCUCAGAUGGCCCCUCUCACCUUUAUGCCCAAACUCAGAUCAUCCUGCCACAUUGCCACAGGCCCAGAGGCCCCCAGACCCUGGCCCAGGCUAAGGGAGUUCCUGGGCAAGAGGCCCAGUCCAGGACUUAUUUUGGACAGAUCCGUCACUGGAGUCGACUCUCAAGAGUUAUUUUGAGGUUGGCUCCCUUCUGCCAGCCUUGGGCUCCUCCUUCUCGCAAGGCCACUGACCACCUGCCACUGUCCAUCUCCCUCCCACAGGCCCAGAAUGCCAGCUGGCAGUUAGUCAAGGGGGAGGGGUGGAGUCAGAGCAUCAUAAAGCCAGGAACACUUGGCCGAUAGACUGUGCUCCGCUGCAUUUCAGAGCUGUCUCCACUGCCUCCAUCCCCUCUGCUCUGCCUGCCACCACCAUCGCCAUGCCCACCCACCGGCUGGUGAUCGUCCGCCAUGGCGAGAGCACGUGGAACCAGGAGAACCGUUUCUGCGGCUGGUUCGAUGCAGAACUGAGUGAGAAGGGGAAGGAAGAGGCCAAACGUGGGGCCCAGGCCAUCAAGGAAGCCGGCCUGGAGUUUGACAUCUGCUAUACCUCGGUGCUGAAGCGUGCCAUCCGCACCCUCUGGUUCAUCCUGGAUGGUGUAGACCAGAUGUGGGUGCCUGUGGUACGGACCUGGCGCCUGAAUGAGCGCCACUACGGGGGUCUCACAGGCCUCAACAAAGCAGAGACUGCUGCCAAGCAUGGGGAAGCACAGGUGAAGAUCUGGAGACGCUCCUUUGACAUCCCACCCCCACCCAUGGAUGAGAAGCACCCCUACUAUUCAGUCAUCAGCAAGGCGCGGCGCUAUGCUGGUCUGAAGCCUGGAGAGCUGCCCACCUGUGAGAGCCUGAAGGAUACCAUUGCCCGGGCUCUGCCCUUCUGGAAUGAGCAGAUUGCUCCUCAGAUCAAGUCAGGAAAGAGGGUGCUCAUUGCUGCCCAUGGCAACAGCUUACGAGGCAUAGUCAAGCACCUGGAAGGCAUGUCAGACGAGGCCAUUAUGGAACUCAACUUGCCCACCGGGAUCCCCAUCGUGUAUGAACUGGAUGACCAGCUGAAACCCACCAAGCCUAUGCAGUUCCUUGGGGAUGAGGAAACAGUCCGGAAGGCCAUGGAGGCCGUGGCUGCCCAGGGCAAGGCCAAGUAAUAGCCUGGAAGCAAACUGCACAAUAAAGUCACCUCCACUCACUCCUCCUGUUGAGUCUGAGCAGGUGUCUGACCCAUGGGCAAAAGCUAGGGGCAGAAACGCUUGUGGAAUGGUCCUGUGCACAUCUGGGAGGACUGUGAAUGGGGACAAGGCCCUUGGUAGCUAGUCAGCAGAAAGGAAGCUAGGGUGUAACACAACUCAACUCUAUCCCAGUACUCUCAGACCAAAGUCAUAUUCCAGAACCCUAAAAACAAUCCCUGGCCAGUCCUGGCCCUGUCAGCUUCUGUCAUGCAUGGUAGCCUCAAAGAAGAUGCAGGAUCAGGGAGGGC
Messenger RNA from Vombatus ursinus (common wombat), 1713 nucleotides. It is a transcript of the gene PGAM2, whose product is annotated as phosphoglycerate mutase 2. The record is from RefSeq and is a predicted model, not a curated record. Gene Ontology annotation, molecular function: intramolecular phosphotransferase activity. The transcript has 3 exons. Gene Ontology annotation, biological process: glycolytic process. The coding region runs from base 623 to 1384 and encodes 253 amino acids. NCBI's taxonomy places the organism in Eukaryota, Metazoa, Chordata, Mammalia, Diprotodontia, Vombatidae.